GUUGGUGCAGUGCGCCUGCGCACCGGGCGCGACACCCCCAACCGAACAGUCGGCGGCUGACGGUUCGGCCCUAAGAAAGUGUGUGGCGAGCGGAGGAGCGCCGUCGGUUUGAGAGGGAAAGGAGAGGCCGACGGUUCUUUUGGUUGGUGGGUGGGUGGGUGGCACCGCCUGCGCUAAUAACCUGCCUGUAGCGCCCGGGACGAACAAAGGGCAGGGUCCGGAGCGGUGGGCUGAGGCUUCAUGGAGCUCCCGCUCCUUCCUCCGUUGCGGACGCUCGCCUGCCGUUGGGAAAGCUCUGUGGAGGCUACGUGCGUGGAAGGGCUCCGCCUCGGGAGCCAGGCAGAAGCCUGAGAUUGACCGCCGGCUGCUAAGCCUCCGGGGCGAUCGAGAGAGCGACGUUCAACGGCCUCCCGCGCGCUAAUUGCAGCAACCCCCAGCAGCCUGGAGGAGGUGGCGGCGGCCGCCACGACGACCAGGGGCUUGGAGCAGAACGGCGUCGCUAAAUCCUAGUGGCCCUUUCGCCUUCCCCUCCGUGUUCUUCUCCUGCUUCCCUCUCCCAACGCCCGUUUUCGUCUUUCGCCUUUCCCGGGGGAAAAAAACCAAAGCUCUGUCCGAGGAGCUGUUGCCAUCGGCUGCGCUUCUUGGCCCCAGGCUUGAAGGGACUGUGAUUCUGGGGGAAGCCCCAAGAGAGGCACUAAGGCAGGCCGGAAGGGGAGCUCCUUUGGGCCAUCCAAAGGGAAAGACUGCUUGGCCUUCGCUCCAAACGGCGGGGAUACGAAUAUUUCUCCUCUCUGCCCGUGAAUAAACUGGCUCCAUAGCCUAACCUAAACUGUAUCGCUUAGAUUACAACAGCUCCGAGUUUAUUGGAUGUGAUUUGUUUCGCUUUUUUUUUUAACCGUGGCAAUUUUUUUCUCUCUUCCACCAUUUUAAGUUUUCGACGGUAUUGAAGUGGGGUGACUUGAUGGAGAGAUAUACGAGGUUACUUUUUGACUUCAUUUGAUUGUGGAGCAGAUUGAUAUGACUAGGUGCCCCUAAUAAAGGCGAGCAUCUCAUCUAGAAGAAUUUUUAACAGUAAAAUAGUGAUUUUUUAAAAGCUGAAAAUGAUUCUGAAUUGGAUUUUGCCUUACUGGAGCUACUUAUCCUCUGUGCCCAUUUUGGUCCUGUUUAACUGUUACCCACUCCGAGCUAGUGCAGAUAAUUCCAAUCUAAUAUAUUAUACAGCUCUCAUAAAUGUCACUGUGUUGAAUCCUGAUCGUUCAACAUCUGCUUCAAUAACGCUUGAACGUGCACGCUAUGGGCAAACUUCUCCCAAAAUAGGUGUCAAAGGCCUACUUCUGGCACCUUUGCCAAUCAAUGGAGUUCCAGAUCGUUUAGGAUGUGACCCACGAACACGGUUUCAAGUUCCUCCAAAUACAAAGCAGUGGAUUGCUCUAUUGCAGCGAGGAAAUUGUACAUUUAAACAAAAAAUUCUGCGAGCGGCUUCACAUAAUGCUUCAGCUGUGGUAAUUUACAACAAUGUAUCUGGCAAUGAGCCUGUUACCAUGACUCAUCAAGGAACUGGAGACAUUGUUACGGUCAUGAUCACUGAAAUGAAGGUUAAAGAAAUCUUGAAUUAUUUAGAAAAAAAUAUGUCGGUCCUAAUUGCAAUAGCCGUGGGAACACGCCAUCCAAGCAAAAACGUUAAUCGAAGUUCCCUUGUCUUUGUAUCCGUAUCAUUUAUAGUUUUGAUGAUAAUUUCUUCAGCAUGGCUAAUAUUUUAUUUCAUUCAGAAGAUCAGAUAUACCAGUGCACGUGAUCGAAACCAGCGUCGUCUUGGAGAUGCUGCCAAAAAAGCUGUUGGUAAACUAACAGCAAGAACUGUAAAGAAAGGUGAUAAGGAAACAGAUCCAGACUUUGAUCACUGUGCUGUUUGCAUUGAAAGCUAUAAGCAAAAUGAUGUUGUACGCAUUCUACCAUGCAAGCAUGUUUUUCAUAAAACCUGUGUAGACCCAUGGCUAAGUGAGCACUGUACCUGUCCUAUGUGUAAACUGAAUAUUUUGAAGGCCUUGGGAAUUGUGACAAAUGUACCAUGUGCUGACAAUAUGGCCUUUGACAUGGAAAGACUAACCAGAGGCCAGCUAGGUAACAGGGGAUCAGUACCUGGUGACCUUAGCAGUGACAGCUCACUCACUCUUGAGCCCCUACGUACUUCUGGUAUAUCACAAUUUCCGCAGGAUGGAGAGCUGACUCCAAGGACAGGCGAGAUCAACAUUGCUGUAACUAGUGGCCAUUUUUUCCACCGUAAUUCUCUCUCCCCUCGGAGCCUGGUCUAUGAGAAUGAUUUCUCUUCGAUCGAGCCUGUCUUGGACAUCUACGAUGAGAACAAGACCUGAAAGGGAAUCUGCAUUCUUCUUGCUUUGCUCUCUUUCCCUUUCCCUUUUCCGUUUCUCAUUCCUAUUGUUGUGUACUCCUUCCAUGGAUGUCCUUUGUCUGAAGAAGAGCUGCCUUUUUCCAGAACUUGUGCCUGGCUGCCAGGCUGCAAAGGUGAAGCUCAGCUGAGGCAAUAUCUGAGGAUGACGUCUCUGAACAGAUGAAGUAUGUGCACAAGGUCGGCUGUUGGAGGUUGCCGAGUUGACAGAAUUACCAUUAGCAAUGCCAACAUGAUGGUGUCAGUAUGCUAGAGAUUUUGCCCUACUCCGUUUUAAUUUUGUACAACAGUCCUGUUUCUUGAGUAGGCACGUGAUAGUUCUCUUAUUUUCCAAACCAAUAAAUUACCAUGUUUGCAGCUUACUUGCCUGAUGCAGGAGCUGAUAGGCUAACUGCCCAAAGUUACUUUUAAUUUUGUCCUUAAUCUCACAUUGAACACUUCUAUUCCAAAGGGAUAUAUAUAUAUAUAUAUAUAUAUAUAUAUAUAUAUAUAUAUAUAUAUAUAUAUAUAUAUAUAUAUAUAUAUAUAUAUAUAUAUAUAUAUAUAUUGCUGUUUAACAAAAGAAACUAUCACAACAGCAGAUUGCAACCUAUGACAUUUUCCUGGAUUUGGAGGAUUUUUUUCACAUCCUAUUAUUGUGGCUAAAUGGCCAGAAGUUGCUUGGUGAGAAAGGAACAACAGACACAGAAAGUGACAUUUUUACAGCCUUUUACUGACUUUCAAGGAUUCCGUUGAGAUUUAUAAACCCAAUCUUUGAGCGUGACAUGAUUAAGACUUCUUAAGAAGAAUCCAGGAAUCACAAAUAUAUAUUAUUGCUUGAUUUUUAAGAUAUGUGUUCUUUUUUCACUCAGAUUUUUAAGAAGCCAAUAAUGUUGGUGUUAUAUACUAAAAAAAAAAAAAAAAUCUGGAAGCUUCCUUCCUACAUGUUUUUACUUGAGGUAACUGUAUUCGCAAAGCAACACUUUUCUGAAGCUAAUUCUGUUCCUGAGGAGAUCACUAUUGUGAAGCACGUGAGGAAGACAGGCAGCUGGGGCAUUAAAUGCUGGAGGAAAUCAGUUUUGAUUAGAAUGGUGAGACACGGUAAAAAAAAAAAAAGUAUUUUGAUGCAAAAACAGACAGGUAAAAGGACAAAAACAAUCAUGUUUUUAAAGCAGCCAAAAUGCUGCUUCAGCAAAAAAAAAAAAAAAAAAGGAGAUUUGAACUAUGUUAUGGCUCCUUAGUGUUCCUGUUGAGGAAGCUCUGUAAAAUAAGUGACAAUGUCAUUUUUUCCCAUUGUAAAUUUGAGGUCUCUCUAUAUAAAAAUAUAUAGAGAAAACAAGCUUGAUUCUAUAUGACGCUUGAUUGAUGAAAAAAAAACCAAACUACUAGAAAGGUAAGAUAUGUUAUGUAUGUGACUUGUCGCGUAGACAGCUUAAGCUGUAAAUGAAGAGACAUUAUUGGGGGGGGGGGGUGUUCCUACAAAGGUUAGGCUUUCAAAAUCAUUACUUCUGCCCUGGAAUGUAGUCAUGCUGAAACUUCAAUGCAAAAAAUGUGAAAUUAGCUCUGGACUCUUUGCUAGGUGGAAUGCUUAGCCAGUGUUAUUAGGAGGGCCAUUCUAUAGAGCUGAUCAUUCUUGAAUGGUUGAUAUAUAGAGUUUUUAAAAUGUAGCACUGGCAGCAUGGACAUAUAUGUGUGUGUAUGUGCCAGGCAAGUUUCAAUAUACUCCAUUAGCCAUUAAAAAAACCCCUCGGAACAUAAUUCUUUUAGAAGCACAGUUUUGACGUAUUAUGAAUUAAAAUUGAAAUGGUUAGGGUGGAGUUUAAUAGUAUUGAGGACAGGUGUAAGACUAUUGUGAUAUUACUUGAAUAGACAGACAGAAAAGCCCUGCACUUUUUUUUCUUUUCACACUGCCAGUAUCCUGUAGUUAUAUUUAUCUAUCAAUAGGAGACAGUGUUAUCUUAUGUGAAGUGCUCUCUUUUGGAAAAGUGUGUAGUGCAUAGCUGCAGUUGUGAUAAUUCUAAAAAAAUUCAGCACCUUUCCUAUUCAUUAUAAAUCUACAAUUAUUGAUUACCAACACCAUUGGCAUACCUUAUAUUUUUAAUAUAAACCUAUUUUUAACCCAAUGUUGACCAUGUGGAGACCCGACCUGAAUUAUUAUGAUACGUUAAAAUCUUAAUAGUCAUUGAGACUUUAAUAAGAUUGGUGGGAUAGUUAAAAUUAUGUUAUCGGAAUAGCUCCACACAGUUUACUCAUCCCUGAAAAUACAUAUAUAUCUUUGGAAACAACCACAUAUAAGGAACUUUAAGAAAAAGAGGAAUCCAGAAUUUUUCCCAUUUCAAUUUCAUUAACUAUUGAGGAGAUUUAGGUAUAACUAAUAUAUUUUUGAUUGGGACAAGGCAGCAUUUUUUUAAAAGGAGGAGGCCAUUUGACUGUAUGAAUUGUAAAUUGGAAAAUGAGUUUUUAACAGAUAUGGAAAUUUUCUAUAUCCCACGAAGGAUGUAGGAUUUAACUUUUAUGCUGGAAUCACCCUAUAUGAAUAAGUACUAGAGCAAUUAUGGUUUGGGCUACUAUCUAAUCUCAUAAUCCCCAAUUGUGUAUGUGUGCAAUUUACUCCAUGAAUUGAACUUUUACCUGACAUAUGCCAGAUAAUACCAAAACACAAUCUCAUCUCUAUUGUCAUUGGCAUGUUGGGAUCUUGGAGCAUAAAAGUCCUUUCCAGGCUUAGAUCUGAGACCUUCUGAAACUGGAAAUACUAGGGACAGAGUUUGCAUGCAAGGACCUUUGCUUUAACACUAAACUCUAAUUCUGCCUGGUUUCUUUUGCAGAUAGUUAGGCUAUAGAGAUCACUACGAGUUGCAGCUAGUUUUCCAAUCAUGAAUACUUCGACUGUUGCCCAAGUCAUUAAAAGCAGCAUUAUCUGGAACGGAAAGUUUUAAGAUUAAGACGUGAAAUAUUUAAUAAUUGACAGUUGCCUGUCAACUCAUUUUGGUCAAGAUUUAUAAUACAGAUGUUUUCAUAUCCUGAGAUUUGGCGUAUAUAUUUAUUUAUUAAAUUUAUUGGCCAUCUUAUCACAGGGUAACUCUGGCUUACAAUAUUAAAUUGAUAAAACUAUAUAAAUAAAAUGCUACAAUACAGAAAUGCAAAAUACAAUAUAUAGCCCUAGCUAAAAGAUGGUAUGGGAGGGAGUAGGAUGAGAGGGGUGUGUGUGGGAUCUAUUAUAUGUGACACAUAAAGUAUUGUUUCCUGAAGGAGUUUUAUCACUGUAACAAAAAAGCUGCCAUGUGUUUUGUUUUACAGGCAGUGCAAUACACUUGUCUAAUCAAGUGAACAAGAGUUCUUAGCCCAGCUUCAAAUUCUUGGAAAGUAGUUUAUGGAUAUUUGAGCAUAAGUACUUGUUACUCCUAGGUUAUGCUAUUAGAAAUUGAAAAAAGGGUUUCAAAAAGAUUGGUUAACUGCUAGACAUUAUGCUGUUGUGAUAACUACAUGGACACUUUCAGAAAAUAUUGCAGUAAAUGUAGCACUUAGUUAUACUAAUACAAUAGUCUGAAUUUCGUAAUGUUCCUAAACUACACAAUUGUCAAGAGCAACCCCAAGAAGACCCAUUGCCUGAGGCCUACUCCUCUGGUCUCCACCAUCCAGGUGCUUUCCCUGGCAGUAUUAACACCACCCCUCCUCCUCUAGCUGGACACUCAAUAGAUGUUGCUCAGAGGGCAUUCCCAAAGUGGACUGCUUAUUCUGAAGGACCAUGCCCUUAGGCCCAAUGAUACUGCUGCUUUGAGGACAGAUAAGUAGCAGCAGAUGGAAACCUGAACUACCUCUUCUUCCAGUCUGCUGCUUUCCUAACUGGAGUGCAGCAGUGAGGAAGGCAGAGGCCUAGAAAUGCUGGUGCACAGCAGAAGCAUGUAACCUUUUUCUGGCCAAGGACUGAAACUGACGUUUGAAUGGCAUGCUGAAACCUACCCUGCAGGAACUAGAUGGCAGUUGGGUAAUUUAAAUUUGAAUUAAUAUAAUUUAAAUUAAUUAAUUGAAGGUGAUUGCAUCCCAAAGUCUGAUGCCUGCCUGAAAUAUAUGAUGUAGUAUUACCAUACAAAUAGUGUUUCAAUCCAUAAUAACUUUGCAUUUCCUCUUUUUUGCACUAUGAAAGUAUAUGGUACCACUGAUGUUAUAGCAAAUUGUGGGUAUCUUCUCAUGUUGACCAAGGAACACAGAUUUUCAACUUACUCAACAUAUGCAAAAACUAUUUUGUGCAGAGUUCACAUAAGUUCACCCAACCUGCAUCCCGUGAUUUUCCUGGGCAUCUCUCUGAAGCUCCUUUUCCAUUUUAUAUGGAUGGCCAAGAGAAAGGGUAAUAUGCCUUUUCUUGUGGGUAUUGCCAGGCCUUCCACAAAGCUUUUUUACAGUAACAGAAAGGGACUUUUUAUUAAGAAAGCUAAUUUCAUAUGUUAAUUUCCAGAAGGGUGAUUCAAAUCAUUGUAAUUUAACAACCUGAAGAGAAUAUCAUCAAUAUAAAAUGAUGACAGCUUCUGAGGAAUGUAAAAAAGAAUAUUAACCAUACAUCCCAAAUAUUUAUAUACAAUAAAAAUACAUUCUGCAUACUAGAUAUUUGAAACUGCAAUUCCUAUGAUAUCUUAUUUCUCCCGUUAGCUAGUGCUGAUGGACGUUAAAGCUGAACUAUGUGGAGGGGCAUCUGUCUAGUUUAUUUUGCUGGAAUUCUCCAUGUGCCCCUCUUAAGUAUAUGGUAGAAAAUUGAAAUAAAGUAAGAUUUAUGAUUAAUUCAUAUUGAAUAAAUGCAAUUAUAGCCUAGCCUUCAUAAAUUGCUCCUAAUUACAAUUUUCAAAAAUGUAGAGGAAUCAAUUUUUCUCUAUUCAGAAAUAGAUUGUUGUACCCAAAAGCAAAGGAAAACGUUGAAAUAUAAUAGGUAAAUCAGUUGUUCCAGCCACAUGUUUUUAUAUAGUAAAAUGAAAGCUUAAAAGUUUCAAGCCAAGUGGCAUAGGAAACCAUGGCUAUAACCACACUACAGAAUAUCUGCUUAUGUUAUUUUUAUUAUCAUGCUUUCCCCAAAAGUAUUCUGACAAAUACUGUGCAGCAAAUGCUAAGAAUUUAAUUAGCAAUCUCUAUUGCUUUCCUAGUCAUCAACACUCAGCUUUAUAUCAAAAACAGAAUGGUGGUGCGGUCUAACU
This is a messenger RNA of Thamnophis elegans (Western terrestrial garter snake), 7566 nucleotides long. RefSeq names its product ring finger protein 130 (gene RNF130). The transcript is spliced from 8 exons. Lineage: Eukaryota; Metazoa; Chordata; Lepidosauria; Squamata; Natricidae. The record is from RefSeq and is a predicted model, not a curated record. The coding region runs from base 1101 to 2372 and encodes 423 amino acids.